Messenger RNA from Lates calcarifer (barramundi perch), 11707 nucleotides. Its product is annotated as mucin-2. Lineage: Eukaryota; Metazoa; Chordata; Actinopteri; Centropomidae. The transcript has 45 exons. The coding region runs from base 99 to 11567 and encodes 3822 amino acids. The record is from RefSeq and is a predicted model, not a curated record. Gene Ontology annotation, cellular component: extracellular matrix. Gene Ontology annotation, molecular function: protein binding.
GGGUGGGGGCAAAAAAUUGUGCAAUUUCAAUAUAAGGGGCUGCCGAGUGCUGUCUGACUAUUACCUGCUUUGGUGUCAGCAAGCCCACGGUGGCAACCAUGAGGUGGAGAUGUGUGUGGUUGUGUUUCCUUGCUAUUGUCAUUGAUGUACAAGCCAGACUGGUUCGAAACCAUGUCAGCAGCAUCUGCAGCACAUGGGGCAGAGAGCACUUCAAGACCUUUGAUGGUGAUAUCUACCAGUUCCCUGGUAUGUGUGAAUACAACCUGGCCUCUGACUGCCACGAGUCCUACCAGGAGUUCUCUGUGCACAUGAAAAGGGAAGAGAAUGAUGGAGACCCUACAGUCAGUUACGUGGUGGUCACCAUCAAUGACCACUCAUUCCACCUCAGCAAGAGUCAGGUCACUGUGAACAGCCUGCCUGUCACAAUGCCAUACCACAACGCAGGGGUACAAGUUGAAAAAAAUGCUGUUUACAUCAAGCUUCAGUCCAAAGUCGGCAUCACAGUCAUGUGGAAUGGUGACGAUGCAGUGAUGGUGGAACUGGACAAUGACUAUGCUAAUCGAACUUGUGGGCUCUGUGGAGACUUCAAUGGUGUUCCAGUCUACAAUGAGUUCAUCCAUAAGGGUCGCAAAACUACUCCAAUUGAGUUUGGCAACAAACAAAAAGUCCAUCGACCAAACGAUGAUUGUGAGGACCCCUAUGAAGAGGAAACUGAAUCACUGGAGGCCGGGACUGUGCCAGAUUCAUGCAAGGAGUUUCAAACCACCUGUGACCAGAUGUUGCGUUCAGCGUCCUGGAGCUCCUGCACCAAACUGAUUAACCCUGAACUUUACAUCCAGGCCUGUGUGCAGGACAUGUGUGGCUGCACCAACAGAACAAAUGACUUCUGUGUCUGCAGCACAUUAUCUGAGUUCUCUCGACAGUGUUCCCAUGCAGGAGGGCAGCCUCCCAACUGGAGGACACCGCAGUUCUGUGAUAAACAGUGCCCAUUCAACAUGGUUUAUGAAGAGAGUGGUUCCCCUUGCAUGGAUACUUGCACACAUCAGGACACAAGUUCACUGUGUGAGGACCACAAAAUGGAUGGCUGCUUCUGUCCUCCUGGAACUGUGUUUGAUGACAUUUCCAUGAGAGGGUGCAUCGCUCAAUCUGAAUGUCAGUGCAAGCACGGUAAAAUCUAUGACUCUGGCGAGGUUUACCGAGAGGACCGAGUUGAAUGUAUGUGUUUGGAGGGUAGAUGGGCUUGUAAGAGCCUACAAAUGCCUUCUACAUGUGCAGUUGAAGAGGGUUCACAUGUAACUACCUUUGAUGGGAAAACCUACACCUUCCAUGGAGACUGUUAUUACACCCUAGCCAAGGUGGAAAGCAAGGAUGAAGCAAAUCCAGCGUUUACCAUUCUGGUCCAGUUGGUGCCAUGUGCAAAUGAAGAAUUUGACACUUGUCUUAAAACCCUUAAAAUCCUGCUGAACAAUGACAGAAACAAUGUAUUAAUAUUCACCUCAGAUGGCACAGUAAAGCAGAAUACUCAGACCAUCAGUUUGCCAUAUCACUCAGGUGACCUCAACAUAUUCCACGCUUCAUCCUUUCACAUUUUGCUCCAGACCAGUUUUGGGUUGCAAAUUCAGGUCCAACAUGUGCCUAUCAUGCAAGUCUACGUCAACCUUGACCAGAGCUACAGAACAAAGACGCGCGGUUUAUGUGGGAACUUCAACAUGGUCCUGUCUGAUGAUAUGAAGACACCUCAGGGGAUUGUGGAAGGUACAGCAGUGACCUUUGGUAACUCCUGGAAGGCUAACCUCAUGUGUCGAGACAGAGAGGAAAGACUUGAUGACCCUUGUUCCCUCAGUGUGGAAAAUGAGCAGUACGCUAAACACUGGUGCGCCUUGCUACUGAGUCCAAAUAGUACCUUUGCACAGUGUCGUUCAGUGGUGGAUCCUGAGAUGUACUACAAGCGAUGUACAUAUGCUAGCUGUAACUGUGAGAAGAGUGAGGCCUGCCUGUGUGCCGUCCUCUCCUCUUAUGCACGGGCUUGUGCAUCAAAGGGAGUGUUCUUGACAGACUGGAGAGAGAGUGUGUGCGAAAAAUACACAAGGAACUGCCCAGCAACUCAGACCUUCUCUUACAAGCAUCAGAGGUGCCAGUUGACUUGCAGAUCACUGGGCUCAAUGCAGCAGAGCUGCACUUCUGAUUUCUUGCCUGUGGAUGGCUGCUCCUGCUCUGAGGGUCUCUACCUAAAUGAAAAUGGCAUCUGUGUCCCCAUGGCAAAGUGUCCCUGUUACCAUAACGAAGUGUACAUUAAGCCUGGAAAGUCCAUCAGCAUCAGAGACGAGCACUGUGUGUGCACCAAUGGAAUGUUUCAUUGUCAUUCUUGGAGAGCCCGCUUAUCAGCAUGCCCUUUUCCAAAAGUAUUCGUCAACUGCUCCACUGCUGGAACAGGAGAGCUUGGAGUGCAAUGUGCUCAAACUUGUUUGAAUCUGGACAAUGAUGAUUGUGACUCCACGGAGUGUGAAUCUGGCUGUCAGUGUCCCAGUGGCCUCAUUGAUGAUGGCAAAGGUUCCUGUGUGAAAGAACAUGAAUGUCCAUGUCAGCACGGUGGGCAUCUAUAUGCCCCAGGAACACAAAUUCCAAACCAGUGCAACAACUGUACCUGCAAAAGUGGAAAGUGGGAGUGCACAGAUAAAAAAUGUCCAGGAACUUGUGUUAUCUAUGGGAGUGGUCACUAUAGUACAUUUGAUCAGCGACCAUAUGCCUUUCAAGGAGAGUGUUCCUAUGUUGCUGUCAAGAACAAAUGUGGCAAUAAAACAGUACAGGAUGUCUUUGGAGUUAUCACAGAAAAUGUACCAUGUGGAUCUACAGGCACCACAUGCUCCAAAACUAUCAGAAUCCAACUGGGGCGAGUGGAAGUCAAACUAUCAAAGGGUAAAUACCAAGUGGAGGACCUGGGACAUGGCUCUCAAAUUCAGUACAAAAUAAGGGAGAUUGGCUUGUAUCUGGUGAUAGAUUCUGACAUUGGCCUGGCAGUGAUGUGGGAUCGCAAAACAACUGUUUACAUCCUUCUGGAACCACAGCACAGCGGAGAGGUAUGUGGUCUGUGUGGAGAUUUUGAUGGUGAUGGCCAGAAUGACUUCACCACCCAGGGUCAGCUGGUAGUGAACAAUCCUAUAGAAUUUGCAAACAGCUGGAAGGUGUUGAGCAGCUGCCCAGAUAUGGAUAUGAAUGCUGACCCUUGUAUAGCAGCACCCAAUCGACAUCACUGGGCAAAAGUGAUGUGUAGCAUUAUAACAGGAGACACGUUCAAAGACUGCCACAACAAGGUAGACCCUCGUCCAUAUCAUGAAAACUGUGUGAAAGACUCAUGUGCCUGUGACACUGGAGGAGACUGUGAGUGUUUCUGUACAGCAGUUGCAGCCUAUGCUCAAGCUUGCAAUGAAGCUGGUGUUUGUGUGGCAUGGAGAACUCCAGAAAUCUGUCCUGUCUUUUGCGAUUAUUACAACGGGCCAAAUGAAUGCAGGUGGCACUACAACCCUUGUCACACACCUUGCUAUAAGACCUGUUUGCAUCCACAAGGAAUUUGUAGCAACCCUAUACCUCAUCUGGAAGGCUGUUACCCUGUAUGCCCAGAAGAUAAGCCCAUAUUUGAUGAGGACAACCAGAUAUGUGUGGAGAAAUGUUCUGGUUGCUUUUACAAUGGGACUAGAUAUGAAGAAAAUGAAGUUAUUUACAAUGUGACUGAUAAUUUGGGAAUGUGCUACCAUGCAAUCUGCAUCAAUGAAACAGUGAUACAUGGAAAUGAGACCUGCCGUACUUCAACUACAACACCACCAACACAAUCAACAACUACUGCCACUACUACACCCUCUACUACAACUGAAAAACCAAGCACAACAACAUCUACAACCCCAACACCCAAACCUACUACUACAACUAAAGAGACUACCACAACCAUAAAAACUACAACUCCACCAACAGAACCUACGACUACUCCGUGUAUUAGACCAUGUGAGUGGUCAGAAUGGUAUGAUGUGCAUAACCCAGAAAAGGACAAAAGUGACUGGGAAACAUAUGAGAACAUCACAAACAAUGGUAAACAAAUAUGUGAAAAACCCAAAGAAAUUGAUUGUAGAUCAGCAGAUAUUCCUGACAAAGACUUCAAUGACUUUCUGGGUGAAACUGGCCAAAUUGUUGCUUGUGAUGUGGGAUAUGGUUUAAUAUGUAGAAAAGAGGACCAGUUAAAGCCUCCACGAAAGUGCUUCAACUAUAAGAUCAGAGUAUGUUGUGACGUAGGACUGUGUAUGUCCACAACCCCUUCAACGCCGUCAAUGGAACCUCCCACUACAACUGAAAAACCAACAACAACUACAAAAUCUAUAACCCCAUCAACUGAACCUACAACUAAUACUGUGGAGCCAACCACAACAACAUCUACAACUCCACCAACCCCGCCACCUCAACCUACUACUACAACUCAAGAGCCAACCACAACCAUAAAAUCUACAACCCCAGGGCCUAAACCUACUACAACAACAGAAGAGCCAACCACAACAUCUACAACCCUACCACCCAAACCUACUACCACAACAGAGGAACCAAGCACAACAUCUACAACUCCACCCAUACCUACUACUACAACAGAAGAGCCAACCACAACAUCUACAACCCCACCACCUCAACCUACUACUACAACAGAAGAGCCAACCACAACAACAUCUACAACCCCACCCAUACCUACUACUACAACAGAAGAACCAACCACAACAACAUCUACAACCCCAACACCCAAACCUACCACUACAACUCAGGAGCCAACCACAACCAUAAAAUCUACAACCCCAGGGCCUAAACCUACUACAACAACAGAAGAGCCAACCACAACAUCUACAACCCCACCACCUCAACCUACUACUACAACUCAAGAGCCAACCACAACAACAUCCUCAACCCCAACACCCAAACCUACUACUACAACUCAAGAGCCAACCACAACCAUAAAAUCUACAACCCCAGGGCCUAAACCUACUACAACAACAGAAGAGCCAACCACAACAUCUACAACCCUACCACCCAAACCUACUACCACAACAGAGGAACCAAGCACAACAUCUACAUACCUACUACUACACAGAAACACCACAUUACCUAACUACUACUACAACAGAAGAGCCAACCACAACAACAUCUACAACACAAAACCAACCACCAACAUCUACAACCCCAAACCUACCACUACAACUCAGGAGCCAACCACAACCAUAAAAUCUACAACCCCAGGGCCUAAACCUACUACAACAACAGAAGAGCCAACCACAACAUCUACAACCCCACCACCUCAACCUACUACUACAACUCAAGAGCCAACCACAACAACAUCUUCAACCCCAACACCCAAACCUACCACUACAACUCAGGAGCCAACCACAACCAUAAAAUCUACAACCCCAGGGCCUAAACCUACUACAACAGAAGAGCCAACCACAACAUCUACAACCCCACCACCUCAACCUACUACUACAACUCAAGAGCCAACCACAACAACAUCUACAACCCCAACACCCAAACCUACCACUACAACUCAGGAGCCAACCACAACCAUAAAAUCUACAACCCCAGGGCCUAAACCUACUACUACAACAGAAGAGCCAAUCACAACAUCUACAACCCCACCACCUCAACCUACUACUACAACUCAAGAGCCAACCACAACAACAUCUACAACCCCAACACCCAAACCUACCACUACAACUCAGGAGCCAACCACAACCAUAAAAUCUACAACCCCAGGGCCUAAACCUACUACAACAACAGAAGAGCCAACCACAACAUCUACAACCCCACCACCUCAACCUACUACUACAACAGAAGAACCAACCACAACAACAUCUACAACCCCAACACCCAAACCUACCACUACAACUCAGGAGCCAACCACAACCAUAAAAUCUACAACCCCAGGGCCUAAAUCUACUACAACAACAGAAGAGCCAACCACAACAUCUACAACCCCACCACCUCAACCUACUACUACAACUCAAGAGCCAACCACAACAACAUCUUCAACCCCAACACCCAAACCUACCACUACAACUCAGGAGCCAACCACAACCAUAAAAUCUACAACCCCAGGGCCUAAACCUACUACAACAACAGAAGAGCCAACCACAACAUCUACAACCCCACCACCUCAACCUACUACUACAACUCAAGAGCCAACCACAACAACAUCUACAACCCCAACACCCAAACCUACCACUACAACUCAGGAGCCAACCACAACCAUAAAAUCUACAACCCCAGGGCCUAAACCUACUACAACAACAGAAGAGCCAUCCACAACAUCUACAACCCCACCACCUCAACCUACUACUACAACAGAAGAACCAACCACAACAACAUCUACAACCCCAACACCCAAACCUACCACUACAACUCAGGAGCCAACCACAACCAUAAAAUCUACAACCCCAGGGCCUAAACCUACUACUACAACAGAAGAGCCAAUCACAACAUCUACAACCCCACCACCUCAACCUACUACUACAACUCAAGAGCCAACCACAACAACAUCUACAACCCCAACACCCAAACCUACCACUACAACUCAGGAGCCAACCACAACCAUAAAAUCUACAACCCCAGGGCCUAAACCUACUACAACAACAGAAGAGCCAACCACAACAUCUACAACCCCACCACCUCAACCUACUACUACAACAGAAGAACCAACCACAACAACAUCUACAACCCCAACACCCAAACCUACCACUACAACUCAGGAGCCAACCACAACCAUAAAAUCUACAACCCCAGGGCCUAAAUCUACUACAACAACAGAAGAGCCAACCACAACAUCUACAACCCCACCACCUCAACCUACUACUACAACUCAAGAGCCAACCACAACAACAUCUUCAACCCCAACACCCAAACCUACCACUACAACUCAGGAGCCAACCACAACCAUAAAAUCUACAACCCCAGGGCCUAAACCUACUACAACAGAAGAGCCAACCACAACAUCUACAACCCCACCACCUCAACCUACUACUACAACUCAAGAGCCAACCACAACAACAUCUACAACCCCAACACCCAAACCUACCACUACAACUCAGGAGCCAACCACAACCAUAAAAUCUACAACCCCAGGGCCUAAACCUACUACAACAACAGAAGAGCCAACCACAACAUCUACAACCCCACCACCUCAACCUACUACUACAACAGAAGAACCAACCACAACAACAUCUACAACCCUAACACCCAAACCUACCACUACAACUCAGGAGCCAACCACAACCAUAAAAUCUACAACCCCAGGGCCUAAAUCUACUACUACAACAGAAGAGCCAAUCACAACAUCUACAACCCCAACACCCAAACCUACUACUACAACUAAAGAGGCUACCACAACCAUAAAAUCUACAACCCCACCAACCGAAAAUACAACUACAACAGAGAAACCAAGCACAACAACAUCUACAACCCCAACACCCAAACCUACUACUACAACAGAAGAGCCAACCACAACAUCUACAACCCCACCACCUCAACCUACUACUACAACUCAAGAGCCAACCACAACAACAUCUACAACCCCACCCAUACCUACUACUACAACAGAAGAACCAACCACAACAACAUCUACAACCCCAACACCCAAACCUACUACUACAACUCAGGAGCCAACCACAACCAUAAAAUCUACAACCCCAGGGCCUAAACCUACUACUACAACAGAAGAGCCAACCACAACAUCUACAACCCCACCACCUCAACCUACUACUACAACUCAAGAGCCAACCACAACAUCUACAACUCCAACACCAAAACCUACUACUACAACUCAAGAGCCAACCACAACAACAUCUACAACCCCACCCAUACCUACUACUACGACGGAAGAACCAACCACAACAACAUCUACAACCCCAACACCCAAACCUACUACUACAACUCAGGAGCCAACCACAACCAUAAAAUCUACAACCCCAGGGCCUAAACCAAGCACAACAACAUCUACAACUCCAACACCAAAACCUACCACUACAACUCAGGAGCCAACCACAACCAUAAAAUCUACAACCCCAGGGCCUAAACCUACUACAACAACAGAAGAGCCAACCACAACAUCUACAACCCCACCACCUCAACCUACUACUACAACUCAAGAGCCAACCACAACAACAUCUUCAACCCCACCCAUACCUACUACUACAACAGAAGAACCAACCACAACAACAUCUACAACCCCAACACCCAAACCUACCACUACAACUCAAGAGCCAACCACAACAACAUCUACAACCCCACCCAUACCUACCACUACAACAGAAGAGCCAACCACAACAUCUAUAACACCACCACCUCAACCUACUACUACAACUCAAGAGCCAACCACAACAACAUCUACAACCCCACCCAUACCUACUACUACAACAGAAGAACCAACCACAACAACAUCUACAACCCUACCACCCAAACCUACUACCACAACAGAGGAACCAAGCACAACAACAUCUACAACCCCAACACCCAAACCUACUACCACAACUAAAGAGCCUACCACAAUAACAUCUACAACCCCAACACCCAAACCUACUACCACAACUAAAGAGCCUACCACAAUAACAUCUACAACCCCAACACCCAAACCUACUACCACAACAGAGGAACCAAGCAUAUCAACAUCUACAACUCCAACACCCAAACCUACUACUACAACUGAAGAGCCAACAACAACUACAAAAUCUAUAACCCCAUCAACUGAACCUACAACUAAUACUGUGGAGCCAACCACAAAAACAUCUACAACUCCACCAACCCCGCCACCUCAACCUACUACUACAACUCAAGAGCCAACCACAACCAUAAAAUCUACAACCCCACCAACCGAAACCACGACUACAACAGAGAAACCAAGCACAACAACAUCUACAACCCCACCACCUAAACCUACUACCACAACAGAAGAGCCUCUGACUACAACCAAGGAGCCAGCUACUGUUUCCACAACUUUAAGUGUUGCCACUGGUCCUACAGUACCAUCCACAACAGUGAAUUAUCCAACGGUCCCCAUUGUCAGCCACCCUACAACUCUUACAUCAACAAUAACCACAAGGAGUUCCACCACAGAAUGCUUCUGUGUAGUUGAUGGAAAGCAGUAUAAGCCAGGGGAGGUAAUAUUUGACAGGAAACACCUUGGAUCAGGUGUAUGUCUCACAAUGAUAUGUUCUGACAUUUGUGAGAUUCACAACAAGACUGAAAUUUGCACCACACCUAGGCCUACACCUACACCUACACUUAUACCGAGACCUACCUGCCCUGAAUGGGAUGUGGUGCAAAACGAGACCUUCUAUUUAUGCAACUGCACCAUGGCCAGAUGCAUCGAGAACAAUACAAUUGAAAUCAUUCCAUAUGAAUGUCCACCCAUUGAGAACAUCACUUGUACCAAUGGAAAGAAACCAGUUCUUGUUGAUGAUGAGUACCACUGCUGCCAACAUUAUGCCUGUGACUGUGUGUGUGAAGGCUGGGGAGAUCCUCAUUACAUCACAUUUGAUGGAUUGUACUACAGUUAUCAAGGAAACUGUACUUACAUUUUGAUGGAAGAGAUUUUUCCAAAACAUAAGCUGAGGAUUUAUAUUGACAAUGUUUUUUGUGAUCCCACUGAAGACGUUUCUUGUCCGCGAUCAAUAAUUGUAUCAUACCAAUCGCAAGUUGUCACACUUAUUAAUCAUAACCUUAUUGGAGCACCACAGUUGGAGGCACUGAAAAAUGGAGUACGUCUGAAACUACCUUAUUCACAAUAUGGUGUUAAGAUUUUGAGCUCUGGCAUUAAUUUGGUUUUGGAGAUCCCUCACCUGAAAGUGGUUGUUACAUUUGGAAUGACUGGCUUUAGUGUUACCCUUCCAUAUGAACACUUUGGGAGUAACACACAGGGCCAUUGUGGAACAUGCAAUAACAACCAGGCGGAUGACUGCAAAUUGCCUAAUGGCCAGCUGGUGGGAAGUUGUGCAGUAAUGGCUGACUAUUGGCUUGCAAAAGACAUUUACCAACCCAGCUGUGAGAUACCAAAUGUACUGCCCACCAACGCACCUCAACCUCCACCAACCUCAACUCCAUGCAGGCCAGACUCAGUGUGCGACCUGCUGAAGAGCAGUGUCUUUGCAGCAUGCCAUCUCUUUGUCUCCCCUGACCAUUUCUACCAAGGUUGUGUUUUUGAUAGCUGUCAUGUUUCCAACCCAACAGUGGAGUGCACAAGUUUGCAGACUUAUGCUGCUGCCUGUGCUCAAGCUGGAGUUUGCCUUCACUGGAGGAACCACACCACACUGUGUGCAAGUGACUGCCCAACAAAUAAAGUAUACAAGCCAUGUGGUCCUGCAGAACAGCCAACCUGUGAAGACAAUCCUAAUGAACCAACUAUGAACUUCACUACUGAGGGCUGCUUUUGUCCUGACGGAAUGAAACUCUUCAACAAAGAGUCUGGCAUAUGUGUUGAUAAGUGUGGAUGUCUUGACCCUGAGGGCAUUCCUCGUGAGUUUAAUGAGAGGUUUGAGUACAAAUGCCAAAACUGCAUCUGUCAAGAGUCUACCAAGACUGUGACUUGCAAACCUAAGGUGUGCCCAGCACCACCUGUAGCAAACUGCACUGGUCCAGGGUUUGUCCUUGUCAACCAAACGAAUCCAUCAGACCACUGCUGCUCUUCCUAUGUUUGCCAAUGUCAAAGCAACACUUGUCCAGUUAACAACAUGAAUUGUCCAGUUGGAUAUAGGCCAGUUGUCAGUGUCCCUGCGGGAAAAUGCUGUCCAGAACAUACAUGUGAGCCCAAAAGGGUUUGUGUCCAUAAAGAAGUUGAAUACCAGCCUGGUUCUUCAGUUCAUGUGCAAAUAUGUCAAGACUGCACCUGUUCCAAUGAGGUGGACCCCCAUUCUGGUCUAUUCAAAAUAGUUUGCGAGUUUCAACAGUGUCAAGAAAAUUGUGAUAUGGGAUAUGAAUAUGUGGAAACUGAUUCAGAUGAAUGCUGUGGGAAGUGUGUACAGACACAAUGUGUCAUCAGUGUUAAUGGUACCAAGAAACUGUUGAAGCAAGGAGAAACCUGGUCACUACCUGAGAAUAAAUGUGAGCUUUACACCUGCAUUAAGAGUGGUGAGACUUUAAUAACGAUCAAGUCGCAUAUUGUAUGCCCGCCUUUCCAGCAGAACAACUGCCAACCUGAUACAAUUCAGACUGCAGCAAACGGCUGUUGUAAAAUUUGUGUGGAGAGGGAGAAAGCCUGCAAGUUACUAUCCAUGAAAACCCUUGUUACACACAAAGGCUGUCAGUCUUACCAGGAAGUAGAAAUGCCAUAUUGUGAAGGAUCCUGCAACACUUUCACCAAGUACUCUAAAGCUGCAGCUACUAUGCAGCACUCUUGCUCUUGUUGUAAGGAGACACGUUCCAGCAAUCGCACUAUUGACUUGCAUUGCCUGAAUGGAGAUGUGGUUCCCUACUCAUACAUCCAUGUGGAAGAGUGUGGCUGUGGCCACACAGACUGCACCAGAGCUGCUCGCAGGAGGCGAAGCUUCACACUAGUGUGAUUAAAAAAAUCAACAGAUUAAUGGAAGUGGAAUGUAAAAGUUCUUCCCUUACUGUUAUAUCAUAAUCAUUACAUCUCUUACUUAACUCUCACUGUAGCAAGAUUAUUUAUCAGUUAUUCAAAUAAAAAGAUGCAACUAUG